Tarenaya hassleriana is the source of this 2088-nucleotide messenger RNA. Its product is annotated as 70 kDa peptidyl-prolyl isomerase. NCBI's taxonomy places the organism in Eukaryota, Viridiplantae, Streptophyta, Magnoliopsida, Brassicales, Cleomaceae. Bases 100 to 1896 code for a protein of 598 amino acids. The record is from RefSeq and is a predicted model, not a curated record. Gene Ontology annotation, molecular function: protein binding; peptidyl-prolyl cis-trans isomerase activity. The transcript is spliced from 13 exons.
UUCUUCCGUCUUUUUCCAUCUCCGAUCAGUCUCAGUGUACUUCUCUUCACAGGCCGGGGAAGUCAAGCGCCGUUCGUCAAGCUUCUUCGUGAAUCCCCCAUGGCUGCGGAAGCUAAAGCUCGAGGAGCUCGCUUAUCGGACAUUGAUGACGACGAACUGGAUGAGGAAGCUGGUGAAGAGAUCGAAUCGGCUCCGCCUCUGGAAGUCGGAGAAGAGAGAGUGCUUGGCGUCUCCGGCGUCAAGAAGAAGCUCAUCAAAUCCGGCAUUGGAUGGGAAACUCCGGAAUCCGGCGACGAGGUCACUGUUCACUACGUUGGCACUUUGCUUGAUGGGAAAAUCUUCGACUCGACGAGAAAUGGGGAUGACCCUGUGACAUUAAAGAUUGGAGAAGCUACUAUGAUUCCCCGAGGCUUGGAAAAUUGUAUUAUAACAAUGAAAAGAGGGGAAUGUGCCUUGUUCACAUUGCCUGCUGAGCUCGUUUAUGGAGCUGAGGGCCAUGAAAACGUGCCUCCCAAUUCCAUUGUUCAGUUUGAAGUCGAACUUAUCUCAUGGAUUUCUGUGGUGGACCUUCGUAAAGAUGGUGGUAUUAUCAAGAAAAUUCUGCAGAAGGGAAAUAGAGAUCAACGCCCUGGUGAUUUGGAUGAAGUUCUUGUACGGUACCAAGUGGAGCUUGUUGAUGGUGCUGUUGUAGCCAAAACUCCAGAAGAAGGGAUUGAGUUUUGCGUGAAAGACGGCCAUCUAUGUCCAGCAUUAUCAAUAGCAGUCGUGACCAUGCGUCCAGGAGAAAAGGUCAAAUUGAUUGUUCAACCACAAUACGGGUUUGGAGAAGAGGGAAGAGAUUCUGGUGGAGAGAUCAGUGCUGUUCCACCAAAUUCCAUCCUAAAUAUUGAUUUAGUUCUGCUUUCCUUCAAGCCUGUUAUUGAUGUUUCGGGAGAUUCAAAGGUUUACAAGAAAAUUCUGAGGGAGGGUGAAGGAACACUUGUUGCAGAUGAUGGUGCAACUGUAACUGUCAGCUAUGUUGCAAAGCUCGAGGAUGGCACAAUAUUUGAGAAGAAAGGAGCUGACGGGGAGCAGUCUUUGGUUUUUGUGACUGAUGAAGAACAAGUGAUCCCUGCCUUAGACCGAACUGCAUCAACAAUGAAGAAAGGGGAGCAGGCAGUACUAACAAUAAGUUCUGAAUAUGGUUUUGGAAAUGUGGAAGUUCAGCGGGAUCUUGCUAAAGUCCCUCCAUGUUCAAACCUGAUAUAUGAAGUUGAAAUGUUGGACUUUGUCAAGGAGAAAAGGCCAUGGGAGAUGAAUAAUCAAGAAAAAAUAGAGGCUGCCUGUAGAAAGAAAGAUGAAGGCAAUCAGCUUUAUAAAAAUCAAAAGUACCAGCGAGCAGCGAAGAAAUAUGAUAAGGCUGCUGAUUGUGUUGAAGCUUGCUCCUUUGGAGAUGAUGAAGAGAAGCAAGUCAAGGCUUUGAGAGUGUCUUGCUGGUUGAAUGGUGCAGCCUGUAGUCUCAAACUAAAGGAUUUUCCGGAAGCUAUCCGGUUGUGUUCAAAGGUGUUAGAAAUCGAAUUUUUAAACGUCAAGGCAUUAUAUAGACGGGCUCAAGCCUAUAUUGAAAUAGGGGAUUUGUUUCAAGCCGAAAUGGACAUCAGAAAAGCUCUUGAGGCUGAUCCUGAGAACCGGGAGGUGAAGUCACUAGAGAGGACACUGAAACAAUCCAAAGCGGAGACUGACAAAAGAGAUGCGAAGCUUUAUUCAAACAUGUUUAAACGUCUUGCAACAAAAGACUCCCUUGACCUGUCUGCACCAUCCAAAAAAUUAAAACUUACAGAAGCAGGAGAAGAGGAAAGGGAGAUGAAACAUGACGCGGACUCAGCUGCGGGUGAUGCAGAACAUUCCAACGAGUAGGCCUAUUGAACAGUAAUGGUGAAAGACGAGAGAAAUCUUUGUACAAUUCAGGUGAAGUACUAAGAAAAGACAUUAAAUUUUUGUUCUCGUCCUUCUGUUCUUUCUGUUAAAGAAAUCUGUAACUAUGUAUGUGUAACUUUGGUGAAUAUCAUUGUGAGAUUUUAGCAUACCGACUAAUUAGAUUUUAACCUA